CUUGCGAUACUGUCCUUUCGUCCAUCGGAUCUUUCUGAGCAGACUUGCGCGUCGGCAUGGACCUGAGGUCUGCGGAGUGGUCUGGCUGCGUGGCUGUGCGACCGCUGAGAGGGAAUCACCUGACGAUAUGCAGCCAACGCGACCAAUUGAUUGCAAUAGACAUUUGUAUGGAUCGGCUGUACGCAGCACCACUACUAUUUCGGCUCCGCUGCAAGGAAUCAGCCAAUGCACUGGCCUGUAAACUACAUGAAAUAGCCAGGGGAUCAUGCCACAGGGAUGCCCCGUCAGCCUUGUUGCCUUUGAGUAAUGGACAAACUGCCGCACUGUCCAUUGGCAAGCUAGAGAUUGCAGCGACGAGACGGGAUAAGACGCGGCGCAGAGAUUAUCACCAUGGCGAUGUAGAACAUUGUGACGACUCGGCUGUUCAUUGUGUGUAUCACGAGGCAGUAUGCGACGGGGAUGGAAAUGGCGUGCGGAAUACAUGCCACACGUCGUCGUCAUCCUGCGCUGAAGGGACUUCCCCAUCAAGCCACUCGGCCGAGGAGAAUGGUGUCUGCCGAUCGAUGCCGUCACUCGGUGACUCCCCAUGCCAGCGGCACAGCAAUGCACAGCCAAUCACUGGCCGUCGGCACACGUCAUCGCACCGUAACCAUGAGAACGGCUAUGAUGACGUUAUAGGACCCUGCGGAGAUGAUGGUGAUGUCAGCGCUGACUGCAAUGGCGAGCGCGGGAGCUGCAGACAGAUAUCGCUAUGCGAUGGUGUCGGGACGUGCACCGGCACUUGCCAUUGUUCUGGUGAUGCCAUGACCCGGCGUGAUCACUGUGAACAAUGUCACAAUGCUACGGAUGCGGUGCAAAACGGAGAAUUACCGCGCCAUUCACGUGCCGUGCAGUUUAACCACAUUACCCCGACCAAUCAGCAUCAGACUGGUGACAGCCAUCACGCAGCUGCCUCCUCUCCGUGUGCUCGCACUCGUUGCGCCGAACGCGAGGGUCAGACGUGCCCGAGCACAUCGUUGACGUGUAACCAUUCUCGCGCUCAACGGCUAGCAAUGCCAAUGGCGAAUGCGUAUCUGCAUGAUUGCGGUGAAACGUGUGUGGACCGUGCAAAUGACCCUGCUGCCUGGCAAUGCACACGCUCUCUCAUCAUUGAGACGGCUACGAAGCAUGCUGCCGAGUCGGGGUCCGAUACCGGAAUGCUGGUGAUAUGUGUGACCAGUGUCUCGCCGGUGGUGUUCGUUGGGACCAGCGACUGGAGGUGGUACCGUCGACUGUUGCUGUUGGUGUUACGCAAAGCGCAGGUGGACUCACUGCUUGCCUGGUUCUCCACCCUCGGCGGUGCACACUCUGCACUCGGUGAUUGUCUACCAGAACAUGCACAUCACGCGGAGAGCGUUUCGCUAACACAACUACGCCUGUCGCUGAAGAUUGGAGAUGCCGGCCUGAUAUCACGUUGCUAUCUCUUUCUAGCGCUUAGCUAUCUUCAACAGUCACGCCUUCGCCAAGCCAAACUUAUUAUCAGAUCUCAGCGUGCGUGGAUUCGAUCUUCGCGCUUCUUGAGGGAGGACUUGAAGCUGUUCGCACUGUUCACGGCAACACGCAACAAGCUGCGAUCCCUCGUACAGCAGCAGCAGCAGCAGCAACGGAAAUGAUGGUCUGCCAAACCUGCUCCUCCAAGAUCAUGAAGUAUUAAGUAUCUAGCACUGUAGUCUAGGCAUAGGUGUGCAGUGGUGUGGUGGUACGUGAAAUCCGACCCUCUUGGCUAGCGUAGCCUCGGGACUGUGCCGUUCUAGCACUGCUCACACCAGGCCAUGUGCUCAGCACGGCUUUGCUCUCUUCACGCGGCUGGAUUUCACCAAAUCUUGUGAAUCCAGCCGAUAUUAAAAAAUUAAAAUUCUGAUUACUUCCGUCCUCACACGGGACAAACCUGAUCAAGCAGUGAGAUGACAAUUUUCAGAAUCAGUAUUUACUAUUUAUUUGUUUUUUCGUCGUUACCCUUGUCUUCCAUGCUUUUGUUUUUAUUACAGUUCUUAAUUUUUUUAGUCGAAUUUUCUAUUUAAAUUCUUGUCAUGAGAUUGCCCAGUGACCUUGGGUCCUGCCACAAUUUUUUUGGAAAGAAUCAGAAAUUUUUAAUGU
This is a messenger RNA of Sycon ciliatum, 2136 nucleotides long. RefSeq lists its product as uncharacterized. The record is from RefSeq and is a predicted model, not a curated record. NCBI's taxonomy places the organism in Eukaryota, Metazoa, Porifera, Calcarea, Leucosolenida, Sycettidae. The transcript is spliced from 6 exons. Bases 57 to 1652 code for a protein of 531 amino acids.